CUUCAGUCAGCGCCAGUUGCCAGUGCGUAUCGUACCACGACGGAGAAGGUGGUGUUACUCCCAGUUUGAUUGGACAAGGCUUCCGCGAUCGUUGUCGUUAAUACGUCAAUUCGUGAGCGUAAUACCGGGUCGUCGCGCCGAUACAGUCAUCAGUACGAAUGUACAAACGUGAACAUAGCCGUGUUUGUCUUGUGGCUGUUAACGAAAGUACUUUGUGAAUUGUGUCGAGAUCUGGUCGUACGUGUGUUUUGUCUUUCUUUGCGGUAUUUCGUUUCUCUUCCCUUUGCCCCCAUUCGUUCCUGUACGAGGGAGCCAAUUACAAAAAUGAGUGCCAUGAUACUGUGGAUUGUUACGGCGAUUAUCGCCGUCACAACGACGGUAAAUGCCGCCGGUCUCAAGUGCGACAACGUCAGGCCGAUUUUUGAGGCGCAAGGGUUCCCGCUCAGCGACAUUCCGAAGGAAGCAAUUUCAUCGAAAGAACUGAAAGUAUGUGGCAGCGCCAGAAGCGGUGGCGAAGUAUGCUGCUCAGCCGACAUGGAAUUGAGACUGCAAGCGCGAGCACGUGACAAGCACGAGAAGGCCACCAAAGAGACUCUUCACAGAAUGUAUAUGGUGCUGGCAAUGCGGGGAAACAGGUUCCAUAGUUUUUUUAAGGACUUAUUGGCAGCCAGCAAACGAGGCUUUCAUGAGAUGUUCAAGAAGACCUACGGUAUCCUUUAUGAACAGAACGCGUAUGUCUUCACGGACUUCUUCAACGAGCUGGAGAAUUACUACGCGAAGGGAACAGUGGAUCUCGACGAAGCCAUGGACAAUUUCUUCAACACCCUCUAUCAGAAAAUGUUCACCGUGCUCAACAGCCAAUACAACUUUGACAAUAAAUAUCUGGAAUGCGUGGGUGAACACAUGAAAGAGAUGCGGCCGUUCGGGGACGUGCCGCAGAAAUUGGGCGUGCAGAUCAAACGAUCCUUCGUCGCCACGAGAGCCUUCAGCCAAGCUCUAACGGUCGCCGCGAACGUUCUGAAAAAUAUGCAAACGCUGAAACCAUCAGUGGAUUGCGCAGCUGCCCUGACCAGGAUGACAGCUUGUCCGUCUUGCAGCGGUAUAUCGGACGACGUGCUGGCGUGCGGCGACAUGUGCGCCAAUGUGAUGAAGGGUUGCUUGGCACAACACGUGGCACUCGACACUGAAUGGAAUCACUUUGUCGAGGCUGUGGACAAAGUCGCUGAUCGGUUGCUCGGCCCGUUCAACAUCGAGGUGUUGGUGCGUCCAAUCAAUCUGAAGAUCUCUGAGGCAAUCAUGAAUUUCCAGGAGAGCAGUCACGAUGUGUCACAACGUGUGUUCACUGGUUGCGGCCGGCCGAUGCUAGGUAGACGUAGACGCAGGGACAAUCGCGAGCUGGAGCUGGAAUCUCUAAACUUUGAGCAGGAAACAUUAACCGAAGAUCGCAGUUCCACUGCUGCGAUCCUAGACAAAUUGGUGAAAGAGAUACGCCAGCGAGUGCGUGAUCUCAAACAAUUUUGGAUCUAUCUUCCCUAUCGGCUAUGCAACGAGGGUCUGGUUGUGUCGCCUAGCAACACGAAAGAAUGUUGGAACGGCACGCACGUAGACAAAUAUAUAUACCCGGUGUCCUCGGAUGGCGAAACUCAAAUGAUGAACCCCGAAGUGCGCAGUAUGGGGCCAAGACCUACCAUCGUGAGGGAUCAGGUUUUCGCGCUUACUACCAUUACAAAUAGAUUGAGAUUAGCGUUCAACGGGCAAGACGUCGAUUGGAUCGACACAGAAGAAACAUGGUACGGUUCCGGCAGCGGUUCUGGCGAUGGUGCGUUCACCGAUGACGAGGACGGCUUCAAGGAGGGUUCCGGUUUCGAGCCGCCGCACGUGGAAUCGGAGUCGGAACCACCAAAACAGCCGUCCCCGCCGAUCGUUCACGAGAUCGAAACGCCGCCACGAGUGGAUAUUGAGCCGCACAAGGGUACAGGUACGAGCAGCACAGGCGCGGAUAACAACCAGACCACUGCUGUAGAUAACAGCAGCGGUGCCAGUAGACAGAAGAUGUCGCUGUCCAGGGCGCUGACAACGUACCUGGUGCCGAUAGUAGUAAUGUGGUUCGGCGGUUGCCUCAACGACUUCCUGUGAUCGUGUGGAUCUCGCGACUCUGAGCCUAAU
Formica exsecta is the source of this 2166-nucleotide messenger RNA. It is a transcript of the gene dlp, whose product is annotated as glypican-6. Gene Ontology annotation, cellular component: plasma membrane; cell surface; synapse. The transcript has 8 exons. The record is from RefSeq and is a predicted model, not a curated record. The coding region runs from base 325 to 2136 and encodes 603 amino acids. Gene Ontology annotation, biological process: regulation of protein localization to membrane; regulation of signal transduction; cell migration. NCBI's taxonomy places the organism in Eukaryota, Metazoa, Arthropoda, Insecta, Hymenoptera, Formicidae.